Molecule: messenger RNA, 531 nt
Organism: Ilex paraguariensis (yerba mate)
Lineage: Eukaryota; Viridiplantae; Streptophyta; Magnoliopsida; Aquifoliales; Aquifoliaceae
Source: the annotation of a GenBank genome assembly
AUGUAUAGAUCGGCAAGCACGACUCGAGUCUCCGACGAUCACUUCAACUCAUCGUCGCCUUCAUCGAAGGUGUCGCCGUCUCUCAGAGCGUUGUCUUUGGAAGCCAACGAGUUGCCAAUGUACGAACCACUGACAGNAUCACUUCAACUCAUCGUCGCCUUCAUCGAAGGUGUCGCCGGCUCUCAGAGCGUUGUCUUUGGAAGCCAACGAGUUGCCAAUGUACGAACCACUGACAGAGAGGUGGCUAAGAAAGAAAGAACUCGCGCUAAAUUUGCAGAAAAUGCCGUUCAUGUCAUUCCUCUUAUUCUCGUUCUAUGUGCUUUUGUACUGUGGUUCUUCUCCAAUCCUGAUGUAGAUGUGCCUAUAAAAGGUGAUUCAAUUGCUGCAAAAAUUGAAGGACUGACGAUGAUUGAAGGGGAGACCGCUAGCGAUGGUACUCAGGCAGGGGCUUUACCAUUGGAAUUGGGAGAUUUUGAUUCUGUAAAACAAGAUGAAGAUCGCAGAGCUUCAAGUUCAAGGAACAAAUAUUGA